Molecule: messenger RNA, 8483 nt
Organism: Prosopis cineraria
Lineage: Eukaryota; Viridiplantae; Streptophyta; Magnoliopsida; Fabales; Fabaceae
Product: dnaJ homolog subfamily C GRV2
Exons: 22
Coding region: 425-8173 (2582 amino acids)
Biological process (GO): regulation of early endosome to late endosome transport; receptor-mediated endocytosis; endosome organization
Cellular component (GO): endosome membrane
Source: RefSeq, a predicted model, not a curated record
GCCAACAGAACGUCUUAAAACGUUUCGAUCUUGCUUUGCGCACCUUCCUCUCUUUCUUGCCCCCAUGCUGCUACAAUUCGAUCUAUCUCCUCGAUCAACUCUUAUUCUUGUGCAUCUUGAUUGGUGAAAUCACGAAUUGAAUAUAAUUGUGUAUUGGAUGAAGAAUUUCAUACAGUUAGGGUUUGAUCGAUUGUUGAACUAGUUAAUGCAAUUUAUUAAAUAAGAAGUAUUAGAACUGGGGGCGAAUCAGUCUCGGUCUCACCGGAGCCCGGCGGCGGCUUCAUCAUCGAAGGGACCGUGGUUCUUCCUCCGCGCUAAUCAUGCGCCUCGUCUUCACACCCUUGCGUAUCUUCACCAAGUCGAAUCCGUGACCCGCCUGGCAUCCGAUCAUAACCGCCCAGUGUCGUCCGCACCCCCACGCGUCAUGGAAAAUACCGGCAAUUCUGCUCCUUCAACUUUGGAGGAACCUGAGUACUUGGCACGGUAUUUGGUCAUCAAGCACUCGUGGCGGGGCCGCUAUAAGAGGAUACUGUGCAUUUCUAGCGUUGCCAUUAUAACUUUGGAUCCGUCGACGCUGGCGGUUACGAAUUCAUAUGAUGCGGGGAACGAUUUUGAGGGUGCGGCACCAAUUUUGGGGCGCGAUGAGAAUUCGAACGAGUUCAGUAUCAGUGUGCGGACUGACGGACGUGGCAAGUUCAAAGCCAUGAGGUUCUCAUCGAGAUACAGGGCGAGCAUUUUGACAGAGUUGCACCGAAUACGGUGGAAUAGGCUGGGGCCAGUAGCUGAGUUUCCUGUACUUCAUAUACGGCGACGGACAUCUGAGUGGGUUCCUUUUAAAUUGAAAGUGACUUACGUUGGUGUUGAACUCAUUGAGAUAAAAUCUGGAGACCUUCGCUGGUGCCUGGAUUUUAGAGACAUGGAUUCUCCUGCAAUUAUAAUUCUAUCUGAUGCUUAUGGAAUGAAAAAUGUCGAUCAUGGAAGUGGCUUUGUUCUUUGUCCCUUGUAUGGAAGAAAAUCUAAAGCUUUUCAAGCCGCUUCUGGAACCUCAAAUUCUACUAUUAUCUCACAUUUGACAAAAACUGCAAAAUCCACUGUUGGGCUGACACUGUCUGUGGAGAACACCAACACCCUCACCAUUUUGGAGUUUUUAAAACGAAGGGCAAAAGAAGCAGUUGGUGCAGAGGAGACCCCUUUGGGGGGUUGGUCUGUUACUAGAUUGCGGUCUGCUGCUCAUGGAACUCUAAAUGUUCCAGGUUUGAGCUUAGGAGUUGGCCCAAAAGGAGGACUUGGUGAGCGCGGUGAUGCUGUCUCUCGUCAACUUAUUCUUACAAAGGUUUCACUUGUUGAAAGGCGUCCUGAGAACUAUGAAGCUGUUACUGUUCGUCCUUUGUCUACUGUAAGUGCUCUUGUUCGAUUUGCUGAAGAGCCACAGAUGUUUGCAAUUGAAUUCAGUGAUGGGUGCCCUAUCCAUAUCUAUGCAAGCACAUCCCGUGAUAGCUUACUUGCAGCAGUUCGUGAUGUACUACAAACAGAAGGUCAAUGUGCAAUUCCUGUAUUGCCAAGGCUAACAAUGCCUGGUCACCGUAUUGAUCCUCCUUGUGGGAGAGUUCAUCUGCAAUAUGGUCAACAAAGGCUUGUAGCUGAUAUAGAAAGUGCGACCAUGCAUUUAAAACAUUUAGCAGCAGCGGCAAAAGAUGCUGUUGCUGAAGGUGGUUCUGUACCUGGAUCAAGAGCUAAGUUGUGGCGUAGAAUAAGGGAGUUUAAUGCCUGUAUUCCAUACAGUGGGGUGCCUCAGAACAUUGAAGUACCGGAGGUUACUUUGAUGGCCUUGAUUACUAUGCUUCCUGCUACUCCUAAUCUUCCUCCAGAAUCUCCUCCUUUGCCACCCCCUUCACCAAAAGCAGCAGCAACAGUGAUGGGAUUCAUUGCAUGCUUGCAUAGAUUACUUGCCUCAAGAAGUGCAGCCUCACAUGUAAUGUCUUUUCCUGCUGCUGUUGGAAGGAUAAUGGGUUUACUCAGAAACGGUUCUGAGGGUGUGGCUGCUGAGGCUGCUGGUCUAGUUGCAUCACUCAUUGGUGGUGGGCCUGGUGAUGCAAAUACAAUGACAGAUCUUAAAGGAGAGUGGCAUGCCACAAUUAUGCACACCAAGUCAGUAUUGUUUGCUAAUCAUGGCUACGUUAUUAUUCUUGUCAACAGACUAAAGCCUAUGUCAGUAUCACCAUUACUGUCAAUGGCAGUUGUUGAGGUGCUUGAGGCUAUGAUUUGUGAGCCACAUGGGGAGACUACCCAGUACACUGUUUUUGUAGAGUUGUUGCGCCAUGUAGCUGGACUGAAGCGUCGCUUAUUUGCACUGUUUGGUCAUCCUGCUGAAAGUGUUAGAGAAACAGUAGCUGUGAUUAUGCGAUCAAUUGCAGAAGAGGAUGCCAUUGCUGCAGAGUCCAUGCGGGGUGCUGCUCUGCGUGAUGGUGCUUUGUUGAGACAUUUAUUGCAUGCAUUGUUCCUUCCUGCAGGUGAGCGUCGUGAAGUUAGUCGACAACUUGUUGCUCUUUGGGCAGAUUCUUACCAACCAGCUCUGGAGCUAUUGUCCCGAAUUUUGCCUCCUGGCCUUGUUGCUUAUUUGCACACCCGUUUUGAUGGAGUUCUAGCAGAAGAUGUAAAUCAAGAAGAGUCAUUAGCUGGAAGAAGAAAACGACGAUUACUACAGCAGAGGAAAAGUCGUGUAGGAAGAGGAAUAACUGCUCAGGAGCAACAGUUCUCUACAGUUAAUAAUUUUGAUGGUGCUGAUUUGGGUAGGCAAACUGGGGUUGCUGCUCAUAGGGGUAUAGACAACUAUCAUACAUCUAGUUCUGACCCAAACUUUGCACAAGCUUCAAACACUCAAUCUUCAAUUUUUUCCACAAGUGAAAAUCGGGAUAAUGGAUCUUCAGUAGGAGAUGCACAAAAUGGUCAUUCAACUGUUAUGCCUUCCUCUAUUGCACCAUCUGCAAACUCAAAUGAAGAAGCAUCAGGACCUAAUUCUUUGAGUUCAGUUGACCCUGAAGGCAAUACAAUUGGUUUUCAAAGUCCAGGAGUUCCAGCUCCUGCUCAAGUUGUUGUGGAGAACAUCCCUGUAGGAUCUGGUCGACUAAUAUGCAAUUGGCCUGAAUUUUGGCGAGCUUUUAGUUUAGAUCAUAAUCGUGCAGAUUUGAUAUGGAAUGAGCGUACUAGGCAAGAGUUGAGGGAAGCUUUGCAAGCUGAAGUUCAUCUACUAGAUGUUGAGAAGGAGCGAACUGAAGAUAUUGUCCCGGGUGGUGCUACAGUAGAAAUGAUAAGUGGGAUUGAAAAUAUACCCCAAAUAUCUUGGAACUACCCUGAAUUUUCUGUCCGUUACCCAAGCUUGUCAAAAGAAGUUUGUGUGGGCCAGUAUUAUCUGCGUUUGCUGCUUGAGAGUGGUGGUGGUGGCAGGGCGCAGGACUUCCCACUGCGUGAUCCAAUUGCAUUCUUUAGAGCACUUUACCAUCGGUUUCUAUGUGAUGCUGACACAGGGCUUACUGUAGAUGGUGCUGUUCCUGAUGAACUAGGUGCCUCUGAUGAUUGGUGUGAUAUGGGCAGGUUAGAUGGUUUUGGAGGAGGUGGUGGUUCAUCAGUGAGGGAGCUCUGUGCAAGGGCGAUGGCAAUUGUAUAUGAACAACAUUACAAGACUAUUGGUCCUUUUGAGGGCACAUCUCACAUAACUGUUCUCUUGGAUAGGACUGAUGACAGGGCUUUGAGGCACCGACUUCUUCUACUUUUAAAGGCUUUAAUGAACUUUCUAUCAAAUGUUGAGGCCUGUGUUCUAGUUGGAGGUUGUGUACUAGCUGUUGAUCUACUUACAGUGGUCCAUGAAGCCUCAGAGAGGACAGCUAUUCCCUUGCAGUCUAAUUUGAUUGCUGCUACUGCUUUUAUGGAACCUCUUAAGGAAUGGAUGUAUAUUGAUAAAGAUGGUGCCCAAGUUGGACCUUUGGAAAAAGAUGCUAUUAGAAGGUUAUGGUCUAAAAAAGCUAUUGAUUGGACGACAAGAUGUUGGGCUUCUGGGAUGCUGGAUUGGAAGAAGCUGCGGGAUAUUCGUGAGCUCCGUUGGGCUCUUGCACUUAGAGUUCCUGUCCUUACACCCGCUCAGGUAGGGGAUGCAGCUUUAUCUAUAUUGCAUAGCAUGGUAUCUGCACAUUCAGAUUUAGAUGAUGCUGGAGAGAUUGUAACUCCAACUCCUAGAGUAAAACGAAUCUUGUCAAGUCCUCGCUGUCUUCCGCAUAUUGCACAGGCCAUUCUUUCUGGGGAACCUAGUAUUGUUGAGGCAGCUGCUGCCUUGCUGAAGGCCAUUGUCACUCGUAAUCCCAAGGCCAUGAUACGCUUAUACAGCACUGGAGCAUUUUAUUUUGCACUGGCUUACCCUGGAUCCAAUCUGAUUUCAAUUGCCCAGCUCUUUGCUGUCACCCAUGUCCAUCAAGCAUUUCAUGGUGGUGAAGAGGCUGCAGUUUCAACAUCACUGCCGUUGGCAAAACGUAGUGUUCUUGGUGGAUUGCUCCCUGAAUCUUUGUUGUAUGUACUGGAGCGUAGUGGUCCAGCAGCAUUUGCUGCUGCUAUGGUUUCUGAUUCUGAUACUCCAGAAAUUAUAUGGACACACAAAAUGAGGGCUGAAAAUCUAAUUCGUCAGGUUUUGCAGCAUCUUGGUGACUUCCCGCAGAAAUUAUCACAGCAUUGCCAUGUUUUAUAUGAUUAUGCCCCUAUGCCUCCUGUUACUUACCCAGAGCUAAAAGAUGAAAUGUGGUGUCACCGCUAUUACCUCAGGAAUCUAUGUGAUGAGAUUCGAUUUCCGAAUUGGCCUAUUGUUGAACAUGUUGAGUUUCUGCAGUCAUUAUUGGUAUUGUGGCGUGAAGAGUUGACAAGGAAGCCUAUGGAUCUUUCAGAAGAAGAAGCUUGCAAAAUCUUAGAAAUAUCAUUGGAGGAUGUAUCUAUUGAUGGAAAUAAAAAUUCUUUGGAUAUGGGAGAGGAAGCAUUUAGCUUAUCCAAGCAGAUUGAGAAUAUUGAUGAAGAAAAAUUAAAGCGACAGUAUAGGAAACUGGCAAUGAAAUAUCAUCCUGACAAAAACCCAGAAGGAAGGGAAAAGUUUCUUGCUGUGCAGAAAGCCUAUGAACGCCUCCAGGCUACCAUGCAAGGUUUGCAAGGCCCUCAACCUUGGAGAUUGCUUCUUUUAUUGAAAGGACAGUGUAUAUUGUACAGAAGAUAUGGAGAUGUAUUGGAGCCAUUCAAAUAUGCUGGCUAUCCCAUGUUGUUAAAUGCAGUUACUGUGGACAAUGAUGAUAACAAUUUUCUUUCUUCAGAAAGAGCUCCUCUCCUUGUUGCUGCAUCAGAGCUUGUUUGGCUGACGUGCGCAUCUUCUUCAUUGAAUGGUGAAGAGCUAGUGAGGGAUGGCGGAGUACAACUUCUUGCAACCCUUCUUUCCCGUUGCAUGGGUGUCGUUCAACCCACUACUCCUGGAAAUGAACCAUCAGCCAUCAUAGUUACAAAUAUCAUGCAAACCUUUUCAGUUCUGAGUCAAUUUGAGGCUGCCAGAGCUGACAUGCUUGAGUAUUCUGGACUAGUUGAGGACAUUGUGCACUGUACUGAACUUGAGUUUGCACCUGCAGCUGUUGAUGCUGCUUUGCAGACUAUUGCCAACAUUUCUGUUUCCUUGGAGUUGCAGAAUGCUUUACUGAAGGCUGGUGUAUUAUGGUACCUUCUGCCUUUACUGCUUCAGUUUGACUCCACUGCUGAAGAAUCUGAUACUACAGAGUCACAUGGUGUUGGUGCUAGUGUUCAAAUUGCCAAAAACAUGCAUGCUAUACGAGCAUCCAUGGCUUUGUCAAGGAUCAGUGGUUUAUGUGCUGAUGAGAAUCCGACACCUUAUAAUAAUGCUGCAGCUGAUGCUCUCAGAGCUUUGCUAACUCCUAAGCUUUGUAGCAUGUUAAAAGACCAAAUGCCUAAAGAUCUGCUUUCCAAAUUAAACGCAAACCUGGAGACUCCUGAGAUUAUCUGGAACUCUUCAACAAGGGCAGAGCUGCUGGCUUUUGUGGAUGAGCAGCGUGCAUCUCAAGGCUCUGAUGGUUCAUAUGACAUAAAAGAUUCUUAUGACUUUAGCUAUAAAGCAUUAUCGAGAGAACUAUUCAUUGGCAAUGUUUACUUAAGAGUCUACAACGAUCAGCCAGACUCUGAAAUUAGUGAAGCAGAAGCUUUUUGUGUUGCUCUAAUUGAUUUUAUAUCAUUUCUUGUGCGCAAUCAAAAUACUGGAGAUGCUGAUGGUCAUGGCAUAGUUGAUUCCGCUGCUGCAGUCGUUCAAACACCUGAGUGUCAAACUGAGACUAAUGGUAAUGGAUCUGCUAGUGAGCAGCAUGUCCUGGAUGAUUCCACAACAGUAUCUGAUGGACAAGUGGCAGAAAAAGAGGAACUUGAGUUGGUUAAGAACCUUCGUGCUGCAUUAACCUCCCUUCAGAACCUUCUCACUAGCAAACCAAAUUUGGCAUCGAUAUUUUCUAACAAAGACAAGUUAAUGCCUCUCUUUGAGUGCUUUUCUCUUACUGAAGCAUCAGAUAGUGGCAUUCCUCAACUUUGCCUGGGUGUGUUGUCACUCUUGACAGCCCAUGCUUCCUGCUUGGAGGCCAUGGUAGCAGAUGGAUCCAGCCUUCUUCUUUUACUACAGAUGCUUCACUCCUCUCCAAGUUGUCGUGAAGGGGCUCUCCAUGUUUUAUAUGCAUUGGCAAGCACUCCAGAACUUGCCUGGGCAGCUGCCAAGCAUGGUGGAGUUGUGUACAUUCUUCAACUGCUCUUGCCUUUGAAGGAUGAAAUUCCACUGCAACAAAGAGCGAUGGCAGCUGCCUUGUUGGGCAAGCUUGUUGGCCAACCAAUGCAUGGUCCAAGAGUUGCUAUAGCACUAGCUAGGUUUCUUCCAGAUGGGAUGGUAUCUGUAAUCAGAGAUGGACCUGGUGAGGCUGUUGUAAUUGCCCUAGAGCAGACUACAGAGACACCAGAACUUGUAUGGACGCCCGCAAUGGCAGCUUCCUUAUCUGCACAGAUUUCAACUUUGGCAUCAGAACUAUUCCGUGAGCAGAUGAAAGGUCGGGUUGUUGAUUGGGAUGUGCCUGAACAGGCUUCUGGACAACAGGAAAUGAGGGAUGAGCCACAGGUUGGUGGCAUCUAUGUCCGACUGUUUCUGAAAGAUCCUAAAUUUCCUCUGAGAAAUCCUAAAAGAUUCUUGGAAGGACUACUUGAUCAGUAUUUAUCAUCUAUUGCUGCCACACAUUACGAGACACAGGCUGUUGAUCCAGAGUUGCCUUUGCUUCUCUCUGCUGCAUUAGUUUCAUUACUCCGCGUGCAUCCUGCACUAGCAGAUCAUGUGGGAUAUCUUGGGUAUGUGCCCAAACUUGUCGCUGCCGUUGCCUAUGAAGGUAGGCGAGAAACAAUGGCAUCAUCAGGUGAGGUAAAUAAUGACAAUCAUGCAGACAGAAUGGAUGACACAGACAAUGGCUCAAGAGAGCAAACACAAACUCCUCAAGAACGUGUGCGUCUCAGUUGUUUGCGCGUCCUGCAUCAACUUGCAGCUAGCACCACAUGUGCUGAAGCCAUGGCUGCUACAAGUGUAGGAACACCUCAGGUAGUUCCUCUACUAAUGAAAGCUAUAGGAUGGCAAGGUGGAAGCAUUUUAGCUCUUGAGACCCUAAAACGUGUUGUGGUUGCUGGAAACCGAGCGAGGGAUGCUCUUGUUGCACAAGGACUCAAAGUUGGUCUUGUUGAAGUACUUCUCGGUCUUCUUGACUGGAGGGCUGGUGGGAGGAAUGGGCUUUGCUCUCAAAUGAAGUGGAAUGAAUCUGAAGCAUCUAUUGGCAGGGUGCUUGCGAUUGAGGUCUUGCAUGCCUUUGCCACCGAAGGAGCACAUUGUACUAAAGUGCGAGAAAUAUUAAAUAGUUCCAAUGUUUGGAGUGCAUACAAAGACCAGAAGCAUGAUCUCUUCCUUCCUUCAAAUGCUCAAUCUGCAGCAGCUGGCAUUGCUGGUCUGAUUGAGAGUUCAUCGUCAUCAAGACUCACUUAUGCACUUACAGCUCCGCCGCCAGCACCUGCUUCCUCCAGAAUUCUUCCAUCAUCUGCAUCAAGCUUGAAUGGUAAGCAAGACCAGCUUUCAUAGCACAGAAAACUAGAUUGUUUGAGCUGCAUGUAUUCAAGCUUGCACCUGGACCAGUGGCCUGUAUAGUACGUUGUACAGUUAUCCUGUCUCCGUGCACCCUGGAUGAUCACCGGGAUGCAUGUGCAAUUUUCUUAGAGCAAAUUAUUCGUUUGUAUGAAGAGGGAUUUUUGGUCCCCGCUCCCACAAGCGCCCUUUUUUUCUUGUAAAUUGAGUGGUCUAUUUGCCAAUGUACUGCAGAAUAGUGAGGUGAUUUUAUGCAUUCCGCUCUAGUUUAGUCCUACUUUGCUUUGUAUCCACACAUGAUCAAUUU